AUGUUCCGUUUCAGUGCACUAUUAGCCUUCUCCUUCGCCGCGGUUGCCUUUGGGCAGCAAGCAGGUACCCUCACAGCGGAAACGCACCCACCGCUCAGCGUACAAGAGUGCACAGCCAGCGGAUGCCAGACUUUGUCGAGGUCAGUUGUGCUCGAUUCCAACUGGCGCUGGCUCCAUACUACCGAGGGCUUCACGAACUGCUACACCGGCAACGCGUUCGACACCUCGCUUUGCCCCGACGGCGCAACAUGCGCCCAGAACUGUGCCCUUGAUGGCGCAGACUACAGCGGCACCUAUGGCAUUACCACCAGUGGUAACGCGCUCACCUUGAAAUUCGUGACUACUGGUGCCAACACCAACGUGGGCUCGCGUGUCUACCUGAUGGCAGACGAAAGCACCUACCAAAUGUUCAACCUCAAGAACAAGGAAUUCACCUUCGACGUCGACAUGUCCAACCUGCCUUGCGGUCUCAACGGCGCUUUGUACUUCUCAGAAAUGGCGGCGGAUGGUGGUUUGGCCUCGCAGGCCAGCAACUCAGCAGGCGCCAAAUACGGAACUGGCUACUGUGACUCACAAUGCCCCCACGACAUCAAAUUCAUUGGUGGAGAGGCUAACGUAGAAGGAUGGGUUGGCAGCGACUCCGAUCCCAACUCCGGCGCUGGUACCUUUGGUGCCUGCUGCAGUGAGAUGGACAUCUGGGAGGCAAACGCAAAUGCUGCUGCCUAUACCCCUCACCCAUGUGCCACAGACGGUCUUCUCCGCUGCACAGGAACUCAGUGCGGCGAUGGCGAUGCUCGCUACUCUGGUGUCUGCGACAAGGAUGGCUGCGAUUUCAACUCCUUCCGCAUGGGCGAUCGCGAAUUCUUGGGAGAGGGAUUGACCGUCGACACUACCAAGAAGAUCACCGUGGUGACACAGUUCAUCACGUCCAACAACAGCACUAGCGGUGCCCUCUCUGAAAUCCGUCGUCUAUACGUCCAAGAUGGCAACGUCAUCCAAAACUCCGUCACCAAUGUCCCCUCAGUCCCCGCCUACGAUUCUAUCACCGACCAGUUCUGCGUCGAUGCUAAAGCCGCCUUCGGUGAUACCAACUACUUCGCUACCCAGGGCGGCCUCGAGGCUAUGGGUGGGUCCUUCGACAACGGCAUGGUACUGGUUAUGAGCAUUUGGGACGACCACGCCGCCAACAUGUUGUGGCUGGACAGCAGCUACCCCCUCGAUAAAGACCCCUCAGAACCCGGUGUCAUGCGUGGAAACUGCGCCACGACAUCCGGUGUCCCAGCCGACGUUGAGGCUCAGCAUCCCGAUGCUUCCGUUACUUUCUCGAACAUCAAGUUCGGUGACCUUGGUACGACCUUCUAA
This is a messenger RNA of Pleurotus ostreatus (oyster mushroom), 1362 nucleotides long. RefSeq names its product Exoglucanase 1. The coding region runs from base 1 to 1362 and encodes 453 amino acids. The record is from RefSeq and is a predicted model, not a curated record. The transcript is spliced from 4 exons. NCBI's taxonomy places the organism in Eukaryota, Fungi, Basidiomycota, Agaricomycetes, Agaricales, Pleurotaceae. Gene Ontology annotation, biological process: carbohydrate metabolic process. Gene Ontology annotation, molecular function: hydrolase activity, hydrolyzing O-glycosyl compounds.